AUGGCUCUGCGGUACUGCGUGCGUCGCUUCUCGACGGUGCCGACGCCGAUCAAGUCGCGCUUGGACUUCAAGGCGCUCGUCGCCGACGUCGACGCUGCUGUCCGCAACGUGGCUGUGCGCAAGAGCGGCGGCGAUCCGGCCCGCGUGGCGGCGCUCUACACGACCCACGCCCAGCAGACGCAGCACGUGAACCUGCUGCGCCAAGAGCGCAAUGCGCUCGCCAAGCAAGGCGCGGACGAGGCGGCGCGCCUUCGUGGCCGUGACAUCAAGCUCGAGAUUCAGGCGCUGGAGACGUCCCUGUCGCAGCUCACCGACGACAUGGAACGUGAGGCACUACUGCUGCCCAACCAAACGCACCCCGAGAGUCCGCUCGGGCCCGAAGAGAACUCGGUCGUCAAGCAUACGAUUGGCACCAAGCCGACGUUUUCGUUCCCGCCCAAGGACCACCUCGACCUCGCGACCGACCUCGACAUCCUCGAAAUGAACUCCAAGAUGGCCGGCUCGCGCUUCGCGACACUCAAGAACGACGGUGCGAUGCUAGAGCUGGCACUCGUGCAUUGGAGCAUGGCCAAAUUGCGCGCCAAGGGCUUUGUCGUGCACUUGCCGCCCGACGUCGCGCACGCGAGCAUCGUCGAGGGCUGCGGCUUCCAGCCCCGCGGCGAGGCCACACAAGUCUACUCGGUCGCCAACUCGGACUUGUGUCUCGUGGGCACGGCCGAGAUUCCGCUGGCGGCGCUCCACGCCGACUCGAUCCUCUCGACGGCCGAGCUCCCGCUCAAGGUCGCUGCCUUCGGCCACUGCUUCCGCACCGAGGUGGGCCACGGCGGCAAGGACACGCGUGGCCUCUACCGCAUCCAUCAGUUCAGCAAGGUCGAGAUGUUUGCCUACGGCACGCUCGACCACGCCGAGACGUUGAUGCAAGAGCUUCUCGACGUGCAGAUGGAGAUUGUCUCGGAGCUCGGGCUGCACGCGCAAGUGGUCGACAUGGCGACCGAGGACCUCGGGGCGCCGGCGUACCGCAAGUUUGAUAUCCUCGCCUACAUGCCGGGCCGCGGCAGCUACAACGAGAUCUCGAGCUUGAGCAACUGCACCGACUACCAAGCGCGGCGGCUCAACAUCCGCCACAAGGCCGAGGCGGAGAAGACGCAGUUCGUGGCGACCUUGAACGGCACGGCCUGUGCGAUCCCGCGGCUCAUCAUUAGCAUCCUCGAGACGUUCCAGGAGGCCGAUGGCUCGGUGCGCAUCCCGAACGUAUUGCGACCGUACUUUGGCGGCCUCGAGCGUCUGACCAAGCCGGCUCGAAAGACCAAGUAA
Messenger RNA from Saprolegnia parasitica CBS 223.65, 1314 nucleotides. Its product is annotated as seryl-tRNA synthetase. The record is from RefSeq and is a predicted model, not a curated record. Gene Ontology annotation, molecular function: tRNA binding; serine-tRNA ligase activity; ATP binding. The transcript has 3 exons. The coding region runs from base 1 to 1314 and encodes 437 amino acids. Gene Ontology annotation, biological process: mitochondrial seryl-tRNA aminoacylation. Gene Ontology annotation, cellular component: mitochondrion. Lineage: Eukaryota; Oomycota; Saprolegniomycetes; Saprolegniales; Saprolegniaceae.